This is a messenger RNA of Phascolarctos cinereus (koala), 1106 nucleotides long. RefSeq names its product regenerating family member 4 (gene REG4). The record is from RefSeq and is a predicted model, not a curated record. Lineage: Eukaryota; Metazoa; Chordata; Mammalia; Diprotodontia; Phascolarctidae.
AUGGCAUUCGAGGAGUUAAACAAGACGUCCGUGAUCAUACGACAAGCAUGGACGACAAGCAUGGACCAGCGUGAAAGCGAGCCUUUGACUGAGACUACCUGGGAGAGGAAAAAGAGACUGACUUCCAAAAACUGGCUGGUCCUGCUCCUGAGCUGUGCCUUAGUUACAGACAUCCUGGGAAAUAUUAUCUUGAGACCCAGCUGCAGCACAGGGUGGUUUUACUACAGAUCCAACUGUUAUGGAUAUUUUCAAAAACUUCGAAGUUGGUCUGAUGCUGAGCUGGAGUAUCAGGCCUUUGGGAAAGGGGCCCACCUGGCCUCUCUGCUGGAUCAAAAGGAAGCCAAGGUCAUAGCCAAGUACAUCUGGAGCUAUCAGCGAAACCAGCCUAUCUGGAUUGGCCUCAAUACCGACCCCCAAAAGAACAACAAUUGGAAAUGGAUUGAUGGAAACUCCUUUCUCUUCAGAGCCUGGUCUAACGAGUCUCACUAUGGAAAUAUGGCCUGUGGGGAGAUGGCUUAUCACAGUAAUUUCUUAACCUGGGAUGAGGAUGACUGCAGCAAGAGUCGACACUUUGUAUGCAAGUACCAACCCUAGAAGCAAGGCUAAGUCCCCACACCAGCCACAGGCAUUUUCCUUUUUCAUCUCUAUCCCAAUGGGAAAAUCCCAUGAGCUACUGGAAAGAAUUUUCCCUCUUCAGCCCUUCUCCACCAGUUUUUAUCAGCAAUGUAUCAACAAUGGAGUCAACUGAUUUCUGAAGCGUUAACUUUUCAAGUGUUCUCCCCUUCCCUCCCUCCUCCCUGUCCUUGGGCAGACUGAAGACAGGAACAGGAGGAGGGACAUCACCCCCAAAUGAUGGAGGAUCUCUGUGACUUUAAGAGGUGGGAGAUGGAGGGGUAGGGAGAAAAGCAAGUUUUCUCAGCACAUGGGCUAGCUGCUUGCCCCAGCUCCGUGGGAUCUUCCUUCUCCAGGUUCGUUUACCCUGACCCUUGUAACUCCGACGUAGCCUCCCAACUCUUGCCAGGAGGAUAUGUGUCCAGGGCAAAGUACAGUCUGUCUUCCAACAGGCUAGGUCUAGGUCAUGAGCUCUUCUGUUCCCUUUUAAUAAA